ACAUUCAUCACAAAAACUAUUGUUCAAUUUCCCACAAACGUCAUAAACCCUAAACCCUACACGAAAGCAAAAGAAAAGAAAGAAGCAUGUCGAAUCCCAGUGUUAGCUUGAAGCUGUUGAUCGACGCCAAACGCGGCGUUGUGUUAUUCGCCGAAACCGCGGAAAACCUCGCCGCCGUCAUGCACGGCAUGCUCUCUCAGCCGGAGACCGUCAUCUCUCUCCUCCGGCAACAAGACACGGCGGCGGGCUCAUUAACAAAGCUCUGCAAAAGCAUCCAAAACGCCGACAACAAAUCGACCAAUGCGGUUUACUGCUGCGGGUAUUGUCGUUUUCCCGUGUAUUCCGGUGACCCCUCGGCGGUUUGCUCGUACUGCUUCGGUUACAUGAACGCGACGCUGGCGUAUGUUGCGCCGCCAGUAACGCCGCCGGUGCCGGCGGGUGGAAGCGGCGGCAAAGCUCCGCUUUACAUAAUUACGGACGAUUUGGAGAUAACGCCGAUGUCGGCCAUCUCCAUCGUCACUCUCUUUAAGAAGCUCGGCCUCGACAACGUCGAUGCCUUGGAGGAGAAGGUGGUGGAUUUUGGCGUCGACGAGGCUAUUAAGGUGGUGAAUGCUUCUCGGGAAUCCAAGAAGGUUCUCACGGAUGUCUUCCUCAAGGCCGAGACCGUAGAAAGUGAAAGUGAAAGUGAUGAUGGCUACAUAGCAGUGUGAUUUUGUUUAGAUUUUGAAAUGGAAUAUUCAAAUUAUCUUGUUAUUUUUCCUUUUCUUUUUUAAAGACGGAAUUCUUAUUAUCUCUUCAGCAAUUUUAUUAGAUUCGUGAACCGUUUUUUCAGUCGUGGUUUGUUUAAUUAAUGCUCUUCUAAAGUUCC
Messenger RNA from Salvia miltiorrhiza (redroot sage), 868 nucleotides. RefSeq lists its product as uncharacterized. Bases 87 to 710 code for a protein of 207 amino acids. The transcript is spliced from 2 exons. The record is from RefSeq and is a predicted model, not a curated record. Lineage: Eukaryota; Viridiplantae; Streptophyta; Magnoliopsida; Lamiales; Lamiaceae.